GGUCCUUCCCGCCUGGGAUUUCCCCACCCGGAUGCCUGGGUCCCCCCUCCCUUUUUUGGGGGGGGGGGCGGGGGGUGGUUGCGCAAACCCACGUCACGUUGCCGUCGGGUGUUGGGCAAUCGCGGGGGGGGGACAGGGCUGUUCCCCCCCCGCCACCCCCGACACUCCCUGGGCACCUGCCCAGAGCAGGAUGUGGCCGUGCUGGCAGAGGGGACGUGGACCCCCCCCGGGUCCCCCCCUCCGUGUCCUGGGGUGAAGGGAGGUGACCAAGGCCAUGACACCCUCCUGCCACCCCAGGGGUCCCCUAGUGUGAGGUGGGGAACACCGGCUGAAUGUCCCCCCCAGCCCGGGGGUGUCCCUCCAUGGGUGUCCGUCCCCCCAUCCCCAGCGCCCGCAGUGACUCACCGGGUGGGGCAAGCCCCAAAAUGGGGCGAAAACCACAAAAAUCCAGCCACCAUGACUCAGGGGUCCCCGUAACUCGGGGGGGGGGGGGAACUGGGGCCACCCAGGGCGGGGGGAAUGUUUGGGGCCACCCGGCGCAGGGGGGUCACACAGGGCCACCAGGGUUGGGGACAGGACCACCGCGGUGUCCCCCACCCCCCGGCCUCCUGGGACAGUUGGGGUCCAGGGGGGGAGCAUGGCCCCGGUGGGGGGUGCAGGAUGGGGCCCAGCCCCCGGCCCCCCCCCGGGCCCCCCCCCCCCCCCCGGCCCCGCUGCGACGUCAGGCCGUGACUCAGCCCCGCGGGACCAGGCCCUUCAUAAGGCGGCGGAGCCGGCAGGGGCCCCACAGCGCCCGACGCCAUGGCCGCCCUCGGCCUCCUCCUCCUCCUCCUCCUCGGCGCCGACGUGGUGGCACCAGAGCGACGCCAGCAUGUGGCACAGGAGAGCCUGGUCCUGCAGCACCCCCACAUGCAGCAGCUGCUGCAGAAGGAGGUGGAGCCCCAGCUGCCCCCCGACGUCCUGGCGGCGGCAGCGGCGGGUUCCGUGUCCCCGACACGUCCCCAGCCCCCCUGGGCCAGCGCCCUGGACGGCUUCCCCCCUGCCUGGCCCAUGGCCGCCGCCGUCACCCGCCACUGCCGCCAGCCCCCGCCGCCCCCCCCGACCCCCCUGCUGCCCCGCACCGCCUUCGCCCACCUCCGUCGCCAGGCUGCCGCGCUCGACGCCCUGCGCCCCCGCCUCAACGCCUGCUGCCGCCAUCACUCCCCGCUGCCCUGCGCCCGCCGCGCCUGGACGGACGUGCUGGAUGGAUUCUGCACCGAUGAAUUUGGGGUGAAAACGCGGCAGUUCCACUGCUGCCGGCAGCACGGGACGGCGCGGCGCCGCUGCUUCGCCCAGGGCCCCGACGCCAUCAUCGCUGCUGCCACCGCCGAGGCUGCCAUUGCCGUUGUCACCACCUGGGAGCCCACCGGCGAGCCCUCCUUCCCCCCCGGCGAGCCCACCACCGACAACAUGGGCAACAUCUGCGGGUUGUGGGGGCUGCGCCCCGGCCCCCCCAAGCCCCCCGCCCGCACCGGCCCCCGCGACCGCCUGCGCCUGCGCCUGGAGCGCGACUAUGGCCGCUGCUGCCGCAACGAGAGCCUGGCCUGCGCGCACAAGGCCUGGCAGAAGGGUCUGGAUCGGUUCUGCCGGGAGGAGUCUGCGGUGAAGACGAGCCAGCACCGGUGCUGCCAGCGCGGGGGGGGCCGGGCCCGGGGCCGCUGCUUCGCCGCCGCCGCCCCCCACCCCGCCUACGACCGGGAGCUGCACAACGUCAGCCUGGCCCGGCCCGGGGCCGCCCUGCUGCGCUCCCUCUGCGCGCCCACCCGCCUGCUCACCCACCGGCGGCCGGUUCCGGAGCUGCUGGGGGCCAUGACGGCGGCAUGCUGCCCGCUGCCCCCCGAGGAGCGAAGCGCCUGCGCCCAAGAUCAGCUGUCUGAGGGCAUCGCCACCCUCUGUGCCAACCCCCAAGACGCCUGGCGCGACCCCCAGGGCUGCUGCUCCUGGGAGGAGCCCGAGCGGCGACGCUGCUUCGACAACGAGUACCUGGCCCAGGUCACCCUGGGGGCGGCUGUGGCCCCCCCACCCUCCGGCCUGGACAACUGAACCCCUACAUGUCACCCCCCCCAGGGCGGCGGGGGGGGGGGG
This is a messenger RNA of Chroicocephalus ridibundus (black-headed gull), 2124 nucleotides long. It is a transcript of the gene ECM1, whose product is annotated as extracellular matrix protein 1. Gene Ontology annotation, cellular component: extracellular region. The record is from RefSeq and is a predicted model, not a curated record. Gene Ontology annotation, biological process: regulation of bone mineralization; signal transduction. Lineage: Eukaryota; Metazoa; Chordata; Aves; Charadriiformes; Laridae.